AUGUCUCCACCUCGGUCCAUCCGUGAGGUGCAGAGGCUCACAGGGCGGUUGGCGGCCCUGAACCGAUUCCUGUCGCAGUCAGUCUCCAAGGCAUUACCUUUUUUCAAGGUUCUCAAGAAGGCCGACAGCUUCUCCUGGACUGAAGAAUGUCAACAGGUCUUUGAGCAACUAAAGGAGUACCUUCACCAACUCCCAACGCUCACCUCGCCUCGACCGGGGGACAAGUUGAUUUUGUACCUGUCUGCCGCGGUCGAAACUGUGAGCGCCGUACUGCCCCUCAGACAAGUCUUAUCAUGCUCGGAGGCUUCUGGACGCCUUACUAAAUGGGCCAUUGAGUUGGGGGAAUAUGACCUGUCUUAUGAACCUCGGACGGCUAUCAAAGCUCAAGCCCUGGCGAAUUUUUUGGUUGAACUCACUUUCGACGAGGUAAAUAAUUCUACCCCAGCCACCGCUGAGACUCAGCGGUGGAUUCUGCAUGUGGAUGGCUCGUCUAACAGUGAGGGUAGUGGAACGGGCUUGCUCCUCGAAGAUCCCCAGGGAGACGUGUGUUCAUAUGCCUUAAGAUUUGAUUUCGCCGCUUCAAACAAUGAGGCCGAAUACGAAGUAGAAAUUGCCGGCCUGCAACUAGCUCGUAAGCUCGGGGCCGCGCACAUCUUGGUCUACAGCGACUUCCAACUUGUCGUGUGCCAAAUAUUGGGUGAGUACGAGGCUAGAGAAGAGGUCAUGCAUCGCUACCUCUCCAAGGUCCACCAGUUGAUCGCACACUUCGAGUCUUUUGAAAUCCAAAGGAUACCACGGUCGCAAAACAAACGGGCCGAUGCUUUAUCUCGGCUUGUUUCUACCUCGUUUUCUGACUUGAAUAAGACGGUUCUUGUGGAAGUUUUAGCCGAGCCGGAAUACCUAGGAGAAGUCGUGUACCCCGUCUAUCCCGGAGACACCUGGAUGGGCCCCUUGAUUCGAUUUCUCAGUCGGGGGGAGCUCCCUGAUGAUCGAACUGAAUCGAGAAAGCUUCAGCGUAAAGCAGCUCGGUAUACCAUCCGACAAAAUCUCUUGUACAAGAGGUCCUACCUCGGCCCGUGGCUGCGAUGUAUUACACCAGAAGAAGACCAAAGGAUCCUCCAAGAUAUACACAAGGGACUCUGUGGUGCUCACGUCGGCUACAGGAUGCUCGUCAAAAAAGCUCUGUUGCUAGGGUAUUUCUGGCCCACCAUAAGGGUAGAUGCCCAGAUCAUGGUCCUUAGCUGUCCUGCUUGCCAGCACCACGCCCCUGAGCACCACCAGCCGACCAAUCUCAUGAUCCCCAUCACCUCGCCAUGGCCAUUCGAACAAUGGGGGACUGACAUAAUCGGCCAAUUCCCCAGAGCCCCAGACAAUUACGCUUACGUGGUGGUAGCGGUGGAUUAUUUUACCAAAUGGGCCGAGGCCGAGCCUCUGAGAACCAUCACUGGGACCACCCCGAGGUCGGCAACCCAAGAGACUCCGUUCUCUUUAACGUAUGGGUCCGAAGCUGUAGUCCCCGCCGAGUUCAUCACGCCGAACCCGCGAAUGGCCGCGUAUGCUGCCGAAAUUAAUGAAGAAGAGCGGCGAGUCGACCUCGACCUCGACCUCGCCGAAGAGAAACGUGAUAUGACAGCGGCCAAAAUCGCUCUUUAUAAAAAUAUCCUAGUUGGCUACUAUAAUACCCGGGUCAGGCACCUGCGAUUCAAUCCGGGAGACCUUGUGCUCCGGAAAAAUUCGGUCAGUCGAGCUGAACCUCAGGGAAAACUUAGCCCCAAGUGGGAGGGACCCUACCGUGUUAUCGAAUCCAGCCAAAACGGAUACUGUAAAUUAGCUUACCGGGAUAGUUCUCGGGUGUCUCGAACUUGGCACGCUGAGAACCUCAGAAUGUAUCACCCCUGA
Messenger RNA from Coffea arabica (coffee), 1899 nucleotides. RefSeq lists its product as uncharacterized. Gene Ontology annotation, biological process: DNA integration. The record is from RefSeq and is a predicted model, not a curated record. Gene Ontology annotation, molecular function: RNA-DNA hybrid ribonuclease activity; nucleic acid binding. Lineage: Eukaryota; Viridiplantae; Streptophyta; Magnoliopsida; Gentianales; Rubiaceae.